CGCCCGGGGGCCGCCGGGGUGAUGGCGGCGGCGCGGCGGUCUUGGCUGCUGCUGCGCGCGGCGUGCGCCGGGCGGCUGGGCGCGCGGGGCUGGGGCCGGCCCGGGAGCUCACCCGCGCUCCCGUCCGCGCAGGUCCCUGCCCAGGCCUACUGGAGGAGCGUCCCGGGGCUCCCGCGGCACCCAGGGCUGGCCUGCGGGCUCGGCAGGUGCGGCAGCAGCUCGGCGGCGGACGCGGCGGCCUCCAGAGCCGGCGAGGACUCCGUCCUGCAGUGGGUGCUGCUGCUCAUCCCCGCGACCGCCUUUGGCCUGGGGACGUGGCAGGUCCAGCGUCGGAAAUGGAAGCUGAGACUGAUCCAGGAGUUGGAGGCCAGGGUGAUGGCGGAGCCCAUCCCGCUGCCCGCGGACCCCAUGGAGCUGAGAGAGCUGGAAUACAGGCCCGUGAGAGUCAGGGGGCACUUCGACCACUCCAAGGAGCUCUACAUGAUGCCCCGCACGCUGGUGGACCCGGCACGGGAGGCCCGCGAGGCCGGCCGCCUCUCCUCCUCCACAGAGAGCGGUGCCCAUGUGGUGACACCGUUUCACUGCGCUGACCUGGGAAUCACGAUCCUGGUGAACAGAGGGUUUGUCCCCCGGAGGAGCGUGAACCCCGACACUCGGCAGAAAGGCCAGGUGGAGGGCGAGGUGGAGCUGGUCGGGAUGGUGAGGCUGACGGAGACCAGGAAGCCCUUUGUUCCUGAAAACCACCCCGAGAGGAACCACUGGCACUACCGGGACCUGGUAGCCAUGGCCAAGGCUGCAGGCACCGAGCCCAUCCUCAUCGAUGCUGACUUCAAGAGCACUGUCCCAGGAGGUCCCAUUGGGGGACAGACCCGAGUCACACUCAGGAAUGAACACCUGCAGUACAUAGUGACCUGGUACGGCCUCGCCGCCGCCACCUCGUAUCUGUGGUGGAAGAAGUUCCUGCGUCGAGCCCCCUGAUGGACACCACCA
Messenger RNA from Ochotona princeps (American pika), 990 nucleotides. Its product is annotated as surfeit locus protein 1. The transcript has 8 exons. Bases 22 to 978 code for a protein of 318 amino acids. Gene Ontology annotation, biological process: mitochondrial respiratory chain complex IV assembly. The record is from RefSeq and is a predicted model, not a curated record. Lineage: Eukaryota; Metazoa; Chordata; Mammalia; Lagomorpha; Ochotonidae. Gene Ontology annotation, cellular component: membrane; mitochondrion.